Molecule: messenger RNA, 1590 nt
Organism: Sturnus vulgaris (Common starling)
Lineage: Eukaryota; Metazoa; Chordata; Aves; Passeriformes; Sturnidae
Gene: FAM124A
Product: family with sequence similarity 124 member A
Source: RefSeq, a predicted model, not a curated record
UCGGGAGCGGAGACGGGCGGGUCUGAGUACAGCCGUAUGUCCUCUACCAGCAGUGAACUUUCCGUGGAAGGCAUACAAGACCCAUUCCUUGUUAGUGUACAUAUUAUCACAGACCCAGGUGAAUCCAAGACUCUUCAGCAGGCCAUUGAUAAGCUUCUAGCCUGGAUCCAUCCAGACCUGCAGCUGUUUCGGGUCUCAGAACGACGAGUGCCCAGGAAGCGCAGGAAGCCGGCCAAGGCUGGCGUUUCUCAGCCAGCCCUUGCUGUCAUUCUGUUCCUGCAGGAGGAGUAUGGAGAAGAACCCAUCUUGCAGCUCCAUGAAACUUUUCAGAGGCCACCUUGGCAUUACCACCACACAGAGCUAAUGCAUGGGAAAUUCCUCCCUUACAUGCCAUGCAGCCAAGACUUUUACACUUUGGCUCCAGAGACUCCCCUGUGGGCCAUUCGCCCAGUGCACUACGGGAAAGAAAUGAUCCGCUUCACCAUAUACUGCAGGAGUGAAAAUUUUGUGGACAUUUUGAAAUUGUAUGAGUUAAUACUAAAAAGACCAAUGUGUCAGAAGAAAGCAGACUUUUGUGUUUUUCCUGUCUAUUCCAACAUGGAAAUAGACAUUCAGUUUUCUUUAAAAAAGCUCCCAAAGGGACAAGUUCCAGUGAGGACAGAGUCAGCCGUGCUGGAGUUCAGAGUAAAAGAUGUGGGGCAGCUUGUUCCUCUCUUGCCCAACCCUUGCAGCCCCAUCAGUGAAGGCAGGUGGCAGACAGAAGACCAUGAUGGAAAUAGGAUCCUUUUGCAGCAAGCACACAGUUGGUGCAGGAAGUCUGCAAAGCAGAACAAGCAGCCAUAUCCAUCUGUGUCAACAGAUUCCCACUUCACCACUCUGCCAGCCUUUCUUCCUCAGAGCCACGGAUCAGUCUCUGAACAGCCACAGGAAAUGGGUCAAAAAAAAAUACAUCACACGAAUGGCCUUGGUCAUUAUCUUGGUUUCUCCCAGCAGGACUUGAGACAAGGUGAUCAAGGAGACUUCACACGCAGAUCCAGGAGUGCCUCCAGCAUUUCUUGGUCAUUUCAACGGAGUAAGUCUCUGUUCUGCUUGCCCACGGUGAACUCCUCUUCAGCGUCAGAGACAUUUCAUUUCCGUGAACCAUUUCAGUUUUUAAGCACUGGGUCACCUGCAAGCAGGUUAAAAACAUGGAAAUGCAGCCCCAGGCUUAACGUUGAUGACUUGGAGGAUGCCCAAGAGACUGAUGUGGACACAGGGAUGAAGCUGUCCUUCUCAGACCUGUCUGUGGUUUCUGCAUAUUCUGCCCUUAAUGGAUUUUGCAGUGAGUUGGAAGACUCUCUUCCAUCACAGAAACAAACUGUCAGUAGGGCUAAACAGGCAGCCAGCAGUGGAAGGCCUGUAUCAGCCAUGUGCAAUACUUUUGAGUCAGUUGAUGGUUCACUGCCUUCUUUUUCAGAAUGGUCUUCCAGCUCUUUCAUGUCAGCUUCUCUCUCCGAGCAACACACACAGCCCUUGAGAGCAGCUCCUUGUUCUCUGGAUGAUCGUGUUUGCCCAGCUUCACCAGUUAAUGAAGAAGAAUUUUACAUCUGA